CUGACCAUCCGUGGAGUGUCCAGGUGCCCUGAAGAGCUAUGAAAAUAUCACUCAGCCCCUAGGGACCAGAACCUGCACAGACGCUGUUCUGCAUGAUGACCUAUUCUUUGAGUGAGCCUGGCGAGAACCAGACUAUCUCCGAUGGCUUCAUCUUGGUGGGCUUUUCCUACCUUAACGAGCUGCAAAUCCUUCUGUUUCUGCUGCUUCUGGUCACCUACCCAAUCGCACUGGUGGGGAACCUGCUUGUUAUCCUCUUGAUAAUACUAAACUCCUCUCUCCACACCCCCAUGUAUUUCUUCCUUGUGAACCUGUCUCUCUUGGAAAUCUGCUACACCACCAAUGUGACCCCUCAGCUGCUGGUUCACCUGCUGGUGGAGCAAAAGACCAUCUCCUUUGUGGGCUGUAUGGUCCAGAUGUUGGUCUUCACUGCCCUGGCUCUCGCAGAAUGCUGCCUCCUCGCAGCCAUGGCCUACGAUCGCUACGUAGCCAUAUGCCACCCCUUGCACUAUACCACCAUCAUGAAUGGCCGGGUGUGUGCAAUGCUCCUGGGUGUUUCAUGGACCAUUGGCCUCUUGGUGGAAUCAGCUGAGACCACGUGGCUCUUCAGCCUGCCCUUCUGUGGCUCCAACCGCAUCCCCCACUUCUUCUGUGACAUCCGGCCGGUGGAAAUGAUGGUGUGUGCCGACGUAUCGAAAAAUGAAAUUGUGGGUUUGACUGUGUCUGCUCUGUUCAUCAUGGGCCCUUUCAUAUUAAUAAUACUGUCCUACAUCCUCAUCCUCUCCACCAUCCUCAGGCUGCCGUCGGCAGAGGGGAGGCGUAAAGCCUUCUCCACCUGCUCCUCCCACCUCAUUGUCGUGACUUUGUUCUAUGGAACUUGCCUUUCAACUUAUCUAAAACCCAUAUCCAGCUACACGCCAGAGAGUGAUCAUUGGAUUUCCCUCAUUUACACAGUUGUGACACCCAUUUUGAACCCCAUAAUAUACAGUCUGAGGAACAAAGAGGUGCAUAGAGCCUUCAGAAAAACUCUGGAGAAGAGUGUCUGUUCCCAAUUAGCGGAAGGAAAAGGCGAGUUUGUUGAAAGAGUGGAAUGGGGGUAA
Pelodiscus sinensis (Chinese soft-shelled turtle) is the source of this 1097-nucleotide messenger RNA. RefSeq names its product olfactory receptor 10A4-like. Lineage: Eukaryota; Metazoa; Chordata; Testudines; Trionychidae. Gene Ontology annotation, cellular component: membrane. Gene Ontology annotation, molecular function: olfactory receptor activity; G protein-coupled receptor activity. The record is from RefSeq and is a predicted model, not a curated record. Gene Ontology annotation, biological process: G protein-coupled receptor signaling pathway.